Molecule: messenger RNA, 5359 nt
Organism: Cyclopterus lumpus (lumpfish)
Lineage: Eukaryota; Metazoa; Chordata; Actinopteri; Perciformes; Cyclopteridae
Gene: mepce
Product: methylphosphate capping enzyme
Exons: 5
Coding region: 740-2914 (724 amino acids)
Biological process (GO): snRNA modification
Molecular function (GO): snRNA binding; O-methyltransferase activity; RNA methyltransferase activity
Source: RefSeq, a predicted model, not a curated record
CCAGUCAGAGAUCUCCGCCCCAGUCAUCUUGGACUUACAGCUCGGAGCCCGGAUGCGCCGCCAUGCCGACUCUAUCCGCGAAUGGAAUAAUGUAUUCACUAACCAGCCUGACGCUGGGCGCCUAACGAGGAGUUUCGCCGAAGAAAGUCUCGACAAGACAGCUCGGGAGACCGAGGAGCCGUUUACCGCGGACGGGACCGCGCCGGGUCAUCGCUCGCGCACUCGCGUCGCUCGCCGACCGUUGUGUUGAUGUAGAGCCACUCGAAUGCUAAGCUAACGUUAGCUCGAGUCGAAAGCGAGAGAGGGAGGGAGAGAGAGAGUGUGCGCGCGCGCGGUAGUGACAGUCCAGCCGGAGGCGGGGAGAAUCGAGAGGUGAGACUGUUACUUUGAUGGUGACUACACUGUUGACUGCGUAUAGGUGGCCAUCUGGUAGAUAGUAUCACUUUAGUAAAAUAUGACUCUCGUAUUUUCUUUUUGAGUCGGGCAGCAGCGUCGCGAGGUGGGUACUUGAAGGUUGGUCUGUUCACGGCUUUUUUUGUCCGGAGCGGAGCCGAACGUUGAGGCGACGUUCUAGUGUGCUGGCCCGCGAGAGAGGAGCUAGGAGCUAGGAGCUAGCUAAAUAACUGUCCAACACACGCGGGGGGGUAAACUUUUCAGGUCAGUAACGUGAACCCCUGAAGAAAUCCAGAAAAAAAGAAAAUCCAUUUCAUGUCUGUAUCAGCCCUGAACACCAAAAGAGAUGUCUGUUGAUGAGGAUACUGUAAAAACUGGCAGUCCACAUGCCAGCUCCGCUUCAUCCCUGCAGCUCUCAGAACGCACAGGAAGUUACAGCAACAUAUCUGUGAUGGUGGAGGGCACGGCAGCCACCCCUGAUUUUGCAGCCGCUUGUCCAGUCUCGGGCACUGAAGCCUCUCCAAAACACAUCAGCACGACUGAUGUUCUUACCAACUCGGAUGAUGCUGGACAGGGAGCCACAGGGAAUGAGAAUAACAUCAAUCGCAGGAACAGCUUUCAUCAUUCCAAACAACCACAACAAACAAAGCUGACAAAGCGCCGCAGCACAGCAAACCCUAGUUUCAAGCAUCCAAUGUCUGGUAAGAGAAGACGAAGGGCCAACUCUGAGAGUGACUCUGUUCUACCUACCAACUUCCUCCUGGGUGGGAACAUUUUCGACCCACUGAAUCUCAACAGCCUGCUGGAUGAGGAGGUCAACAGGGCGCUUAAUGCAGAGACACCCAAAUCCUCCCCGCUGCCAGCGAAGAGUCGAGACCCUGUGGAGAUCCUCAUCCCCAGAGACAUCACCGAUCCACUGAACCUGAACAGUGGGAUAGCAGACGGUAGCUUCAUGGUGUCCCCCUUCAAGAGUGGUGGUAGGAAGAGACACCGCAACAGACACCAUGGAGGAGGAGGGAGUGGUGGUGGAAGUGGGAUUUCAACCGCACAGGUAAACCUCUCAGAAUCAGGAAAAAGUGAGGUUAAAGCUAGCACCUCCACACCACUUCCAGGUAUUUUAGCCUCGUCUUCUGCAAUAGAUGUCUCCAAAGAGUCCAGCAGUUUCUCCAGUGUUACAGAGGAUUCCCAUGAGCGCUCAGCUGACAACUCAGCCAACUGCAAGGAGCAGAUGGCAUCUGUAUCUAUAGAGGAUUCCACUUCCUCCAUAUCAGGGGCAGCAAACCAGCACACAAGCAGGCGUAAGCGAAGGCGCAACUCUGGUAAAAUGGAGACCCCUGUGACCCAUUCUACGCCAAUUGGAAAGUCAGGAUGUGGAGACAGGAGUUUUGGGACAGGGGGAUCGAGAUAUUCUCAGUCCUUCCACACGCCAAGGAGUGGUCACAAAACCGCCCCAGGAGGUCGCCAGCAGCCCCACAACAAGGUGAAGGAGCAACAGAAGAAGAAGUUUCAGUAUGGAAACUACAACAAGUAUUAUGGCUACCGCAACCCAGGCGCCAGUGAAGACGCACGGGUCCGCUUGCUACGUCCAGAAUGGUUUGAAGGUAAAGAUGUUCUGGAUUUGGGGUGCAAUUCGGGCCACCUAACACUCUAUAUUGCCAAAAUGCUAAGACCUGCCCGCAUAUUGGGCCUGGAUAUUGACAGUAGUCUGGUACAUGCAGCUCGUAAGAACAUCAGACACUAUCUGUCUGAACUGCAGACCCAAGAGGCCAGGCAUGCAUUGCAGGAGAAAAAGAGCACCAAGCAGGGGGAGAGGAAUGGAAGUGAGAGUCGCACAGACAAGAAGCACAAUGAAGCCAAGAGCAGGGAGGAAAACGGGAAACCAGUGAAAGGAGAAAGUGGUCCUGCAGAGGCUGGAAAUGACAAUGGCUCCUGCCACACAGAUGAGGUAGGGACCCAGAGGCAGGUUGGCAAAACAGAGGAAAUGGAGCAGGAAGACUAUGAUUCAACUCCCGCUGAUCACUCUGUGAGCUGCUCUUUUCCCGUGUCCCUACGGAUCUCCAGGGGUCCCAUCGCUGCACCUCCACUAACGGAAACAUCCACCACACGGCCUGGAGAGUUUCCCUCAAAUGUGUCCUUCGUCAUGGCCAAUUAUGUCCUGGAGAACGAUAGUCUUCUUGUGACUCAGCGGCCAGAGUAUGACGUGAUCAUGUGCCUGAGCGUUACCAAAUGGGUUCACCUGAAUUGGGGAGACUGUGGCCUCAAGCGGCUCUUCAAGAGAGUCUACAGUCAUCUCCGUCCUGGAGGCAUGUUCAUCCUGGAGCCACAGCCCUGGGACUCCUAUGUGAGGAGGAAGAAGCUGACGGAUGAUAUUAGCAACAAUUUUCACAGCAUCCGCCUCAAACCUGACCAGUUUUCAUCGUACCUUACAACAGAGGUGGGCUUCACAAGUUCUGAGUACCUUGGGGCCCCCAAGUGUUCAAUACGAGGUUUUCAGAGGCCAAUCUACUUGUUUCACAAAUGACCACUCCUGCCUUGAAGAUCAUUGAAUGUGAGUAGCCUAAGCCACAAACAUGCAUACAAGCCAGCCAGCUGCCCUGGACUGCAAGGAGUCAGCUGAGUCCUUCACAGUAGCUCCAGCUUUUCAGAUGCUGAUGAUGAAAUUCAAAAGGGAGAAUGGGACCAAAAGUGGAAUUAAUUUUGUAAAGAUGAGAUCUGCCGAGAAGAGGCACCUAUCAAAAUCUUCUGUGACUACAAAUUCUUAAACCGUAUGGAGUGAACUCAGAUAAGACUCCACAGAGUGUAACCUGGAGCCAAAUAUAGCUUGGCCUGACUGGAAGAGGUGCUCAUCCGAUCAUUUCCUUGGACUAGCCUAGUGCUAAUGAUGCUCCAUUUUGAUGCACGGCCAUAACAUGCGUUUGCAAAUCUUUGGCCAUAUAUCUUUACUUUCAUAACUUUGUUCUGUGCCACCACAUCACCAUACGUUAUACAUAUUAGGGUUGGGCGAUAGGGCAGACAGUUUCCAACUGUCCACCAUCAUCACUUUAUCUGGUGAUGAUGGUGUAAUUCACUACGUUAGCUCCAUAUGACCAACUGUAUGUUGCACUUGAAAAGCUGCAGUUACAACUGAAUUACAAAGCCAUUAAAUAGACUGACAUGAUGUAUCUUGAAAAAGCCACACCAGAGUGUGGGUUAUGCUAUUCAUGCUAAGUAGGACACUCCAUCGCAAUGACUGUAGAUACCAUAUAAAUGUGCUCUUAGUGGUUAAAUAUUGGCAUCAUGUUUGAAGCCUUAAAUACCGUUGUAACACGCAUAUAACAGUCAAACGAAUUCCAUUGGGAAAAGAUUCAGUCUGUUGCUAAUAGCUGAUGUAUUUGUCCUAUCUUCCAACCCUGAUAUAUUGUUUUUUUUGUCAUUAUUUUGCAAAAUAGGCCUUGGAGCUGAAUUAACUUAAAUGUUGUAAGUCCACAUUUUGAAAAAGACAUUAUGAAAACUUCCUAAAUUGCACAAACCUAAGACGCUGUGGAGUGAACAGUGGCUCAUCUAAGUGAUGAAGACAGUGAUGCACGAUGAGAAAGGUGCACUCAAAACAGCCAAAACAUCUCGUGAAAUAGUGCAUGCUUAUCCAAAUGUGCAGCCAAGGUUUGUUUGUCUUUUUUGUUUAGGAACAGACGGUCCCCUUUAAAGUGUCAUGACAUGAGUUAUCAAAUAUUACAUGUUGUCAUUAUUGCAUGGUAUAGAUAUAACAUGAAAAAAUGUUGUUUUAGCAGGACUACUACCACUGGAAAAAAUACUUGGUAUUGUAUCUGAAAACCUGACAUCAGCUAAAUGUUAAAUCCCCAAAUGCAAGUUCAAAAUCAGUUACACAUUUUCCAUAAAAGAGUUUUGGCUGUUUUGAGCAUAAAGUUGAGAGUUUGGACUGUUUAGAAAGCAACAAACCACUUCCUGGGUUCUUGAAGCCUUUUCGAUGCUCCAUCCUAAAGAUGGGGGCCAUAUUUGAGCUGCGCUGACACCCAGCUGUCGGUUUAGCUCAAGAUAAUUCGACACAGAGACCACAAAGACUCUUUUGCAAGGUAAACUGUAGCAUGCAGUGAUUUAUUUUUUUAAUGACCGUAAAGCCAUAGCCCUACCUUUUCAUAUGUCAUUCACAAUGUCAACAAUAACGGAGAGCAUAAUAAAAUAUAAGGCAGAGGCCUGUCAUUAAGGAACUGCUACAGCGUCUUCAAUGCUGGGUAAAUCACAAGGUCGUCACUAAUGGACAAACAUUCAAACAGCAUUAGAAUCACUUUCUAGCUCCAGAGUUGGACUCGACUAAACAAAAAAUAGUAUCAAAUGGUUUGUUGAAACAUAUCCAUGAGAUCUUUACCAAAUUAAAAUAUGAAUAUGCUGUUUGCAGUGAAGCGCUGCCAAAUUAUUUUAUGGGUCUUCUGCUUCUUGAAUUUGACAAACUCUGCCAUCUCAGUCUUUGGCCUACCGAGGACAGUUAUGAGUUCCAGUGUUUGUGAUUGUGUCUCUACUGGUGUGCACUGAGCACGGCUCAUCUCCAACCUCUCAUUCAAGUGUCUGGGACUGAACACCUUCCUUUUUAUUGUGACUGGUUCAAUUACAGCGUUUGGCAUAUGAGUGUCGGAGAUGAUGGAAAAGAUGGAUGAUAUGUUUCUAUUUUAGUAAGUGAUCAAUGUAAAUAUGUUUGCAAAGAUUUGUUUUACUGUUGUCAAUAUUAAGUUCAUAACUGCUUUUGUUCUUUUCCAGUGGAUGUUCUUCUUUUUUUCUUUUCUUUUUUUAAUGUUCGCUGCCAAUUUGUGAGUGAGUCUGAGUUUUUGUUCUGAAACGGACCGCUAAUCCAGCUCUGUAACAACAAAUGAAAAUGUACAUUGCAAAGUUCUGAUAUGUUUGCUUUGUUCUGUCCUGGCAGGCACAUGGAUUGUUAGAUUGGCUCUUUAUUUUUUUAUAAACAGUUUGAAAGGAG